Messenger RNA from Rhincodon typus (whale shark), 1749 nucleotides. RefSeq names its product alkaline ceramidase 1 (gene acer1). Gene Ontology annotation, biological process: ceramide metabolic process. The record is from RefSeq and is a predicted model, not a curated record. Gene Ontology annotation, molecular function: hydrolase activity, acting on carbon-nitrogen (but not peptide) bonds, in linear amides. Lineage: Eukaryota; Metazoa; Chordata; Chondrichthyes; Orectolobiformes; Rhincodontidae. Bases 211 to 1038 code for a protein of 275 amino acids. Gene Ontology annotation, cellular component: membrane. The transcript has 7 exons.
AAUUUUGGCUUUGCCAGUGACACCCACAUCGCAUAAAUAAAAAAAAUUAUUAAGGUGCACUUGUCUCAGACCUUUACCACCUGUUUUGAUUGAAUGUACACGGCUUCUCAAUCAAUUGUCAACAAUACAAGGAGAGCAGAACGAAAAAGCAGGUUUGACAAGACCAAAAUUCCAAAGGACACAGCCUUUUAAGCUAACAAGUUCUACUUCAUGCAAAUCUUUCAGCACAGACUCGGGAUGGCCAACGUGUUUGCAUAUCAGAGUUCUCAGAUUGACUGGUGUGAAGACAAUUUUCAGUUUUCAGAGAAAGUUGCCGAGUUUUACAACACGAUCAGCAGUGUAAGUUUCUUCAUAUCGUCUCCUAUAAUGAUGUAUCUAUUACAUCCAUAUGCUCAGAAGAGGUCCAGAGCUGUGUAUCUCAUCUGGGUCAUGAUUAUGUUUGUAGGAUUUUUCUCAGCAUACUACCACAUGACUUUGAGCUACUUUGGUCAGUUAUUAGAUGAAUUAUCCAUCCUGUGGGUGUUAGCAAUUGGUUACAUGCUGUGGUUUCCCAGAAGACACUUACCAACGUUCAUCACAACCAGGAAGUCUUUUUCACGGAUUGUCUUUCUUGCUGCAUUGCUGAGCACAAUCCUCUCAUUUUAUAAACCAACAGUGAAUGCUUAUGCGCUGAAUUUUGUUGCCUUGCACAUUAUUUAUGUGAUUUCACUUGAAUUGAAAAGAUGCACAGAUCAAAGAAUAAUUAACCUGGCCUUUGUGACUGUGGCUUGGUGGCUUGUCGCGAUUUCUUGCUGGCUAAGUGAUCGCUUACUCUGUGCCUUCUGGAGACAGAUAAAUUUUUACUACCUCCAUAGUUUCUGGCAUGUACUGAUUAAUAUUGCAGUUGUCCAUGGCACAACGUUGUUUUCAUAUUUUGAUGCAUUUUAUGAAAUUCCAGAGACCUGCCCAGAAGUGAAAUAUUGGCCUGUAGACUCACAAUGGUUAGGUCUACCAUACCUUGCAAUAGGAGACAAGGAUCAUCUCCGAAAGUCCUGCUGAACGGGUUAUAUAUUCUUAAAUUCUACCAGAUAUUUUAUCAAUCAAUGCCUACAAAUAAUAUUUUAGUGGUGCUAUUAUGGGAUCUUUUGAUGGUGGGCACAAGGAACCUGAUCUGAAAUUAUAUAUUUGUCUUUUAUUUAUACAGUUCAUAAUAUUGUUGGCCGUGCAUUAUAAGGAGAUUGGUUCAGUUUUUUGUAAAUCUGGAGCAUUUAUUUCUAUUUUAGUUAUUUUGAAUUCAUGUUAUUUUACUCUGAAUUCAGGUGAAGGCCAGAGAAUAUACUUUUAAAUAUUUUUGUGCCCAAUGUCAGUAUGAAGCACUGUUCAGUAAAAUAUGACAUGCAUAAUCAGCAGGUUAAAGAAUGUAAUAUUCUAGUUUCUAAAACUAGCUAUCCUACUGGAAUAUCUGAAGAAUAAACGGCAGAUUAGUCUCAGUAAUAUUGGUAAUUUGUGAAGUAUGUACCAAAAUUGAUUUUGGGAACAAAACACUUUUAUUCCUAACUUGGGGAAAAUAUUUACAAUAAUUAUUGUUAGAUAUCUGUUAAUUACAUUACAGGUAUGUACAUCCUUUGUAGUGUGCCCUUCUGACAAAACAGAAUUUGUCAGUGUGAUCAUAUAUAUCAUCUAAUUGCAAUGCAGGAAUAAUGAGCCACAAGUAUAAGUAUUGAUGCAAUUGUAUCCCUGAUGCACCUGUACAGUACGAUCUGCCUGUAA